Messenger RNA from Didymodactylos carnosus, 1326 nucleotides. The record is from the annotation of a GenBank genome assembly. NCBI's taxonomy places the organism in Eukaryota, Metazoa, Rotifera, Eurotatoria, Philodinida, Philodinidae.
AUGGCCUCGGUUAAUAAUGAUCGCCCGAAUAUCUUGAUUCGUAAUAUUCCAUGUAUUAUGACGAUGGAUCCUCUUUUGGGAAAUAUUUCUGGUGGAGAUAUUUAUAUUGAAAAUGGUCAAAUUAAGUCUGUGGGCAAAACCUCAAACACCCAGAAUUAUCCUACAUCGGCAACAAUUAUCGAUGGUAGUAAAAUGAUUGUAUUACCAGGUCUAGUCGAUACCCAUUGGCAUAUGUGGACAGCCCUGUUACGUAGUUUAGCAAGUAGACAUGGUAUAGGGUAUUUUAAAGUGAAAGCGUUGUAUGGGACAUAUUUCACAGCAGAAGAUAUGUAUCACGGUACAAUGUUAGCUUGUACAGAAGCCAUAUCAUCAGGGAUAACAACUGUACAUAACUGGUGCCAUAAUAUACAAAAUGUCGAAUAUGCACUAUCGAGUAUAAAAGCAUUAAAAGAACUAAAUGUUAGAGGACGAUUUUCUUAUGGUGUUUCUGCUCCAAACCCCCAGCAACCGCUUGAUUUAAAAGCAAUAACCAAAUUGCACACAAAUUGGAGCCGUGAUUACUCAAAUGAUGGGUUGUUAGCAUUAGGUAUCGCUUGGCGAGGAUUACAUCCAGACUUCGAUCUUGGCAAAAAAGAACUUGAAUUUGGCAGAAAACUUGGUAUUCCAAUAUCAUAUCAUGCAAAUGAUCCAGGAGAUAUUACUCAAUUAGCUUCGGAAAAUAUGCUUGGCGUAGAUUUACAAAUAAUUCAUGCUGUUCCAGCCACAGAUGCUGAGGUAAAACAGUUGGGAAAGUCCAAUUCACCUGUUUGUAUAGCGCCGUUCACUGAACUUCGACUUGGAUAUGGCAUAGCACCGAUUCCUCAAAUGUUGGAUGCUAAAUUGACAAUGGGUUUAUCGAUCGAUUCAACAGCCUUAACUGGAAAUACUGAUAUGUUUGCUGUUAUGAAGGUAUUCUAUAAUUUGACCAAUGCUUUAAACAAAAAGGAAUUUAGCAUAACAGCUCAAAGAGUGCUAGAGAUCGCAACGAUUGAAGGUGCUCGAUCAUUAGGCAUGAGUGAUACAAUUGGAUCUUUAACCGUCGGGAAACGUGCUGAUCUAAUUAUGAUAGAUCUAGAUGAUAUAAAUUUGGGUUUUCUUACAGAACCUGCUAACCUAAUAGUAGAAGCUGCUCAACGUGCUAAUGUUGAUACAGUUAUUGUGGAUGGAAGAAUUCUAAAAAGUCAAGGAAAGUUAACAUCAAUAAACAAAGAACAAGUAAUUCAAGGUGCAAGACGUGCAUCUCAAAAUGUAAUUCAACGAGUUCAACAUCACCUUCAACAACAAUAA